Ostreobium quekettii is the source of this 4545-nucleotide messenger RNA. The record is from the annotation of a GenBank genome assembly. Lineage: Eukaryota; Viridiplantae; Chlorophyta; Ulvophyceae; Bryopsidales; Ostreobiaceae.
AUGGACGGCACAAGGCUGCUGACAGGGCACAAGUGCGGGGAUGUCUGUGUCUGGGAUGCUGAGCAUGGCAAGCUCAUCGCGUCGUUGAGCGGCGUCCACAAGUUUCAGAUUCUGGCCUGCCACUUCAUUGGGAUGUCCAAAAACAGUGUGGCUUCGCUUGACCAAUCUUGCAGUCUUGUGACUUGGAAUCUGAUCACCGGGACGACAACAGUUGCAGAGAUAGCAAGGGGCGUGAAAAUGGAAGCACUUGAUCCAGAACGUUGUGAAAUUGCCUUCAGCCACGAUGGCUCCUUGCUGGCGCUGACUUUGAAUACACCUGUGGAUUUCUGCAUCCUUCGGAAGGCAGCCAAGCUGGACAAGUCAAAAAAAGACGUGUCCAGGAAAUCACGGAAAACUAUGACGCAAGGGGACAAAGGCCUUCGUGCUGCUUUCCUUGACCUCUACAGGUUAGAUGGCAACACAGAUGGAGGUACUCCAAAAAGGGAGGCAAGGCUCACCGUUGCCUGGAGACCUGAAACCCCAUACUCUCUGAAUGGUGUGCAAUUUGCGGACAAUGGGAACGGCCUGCUGGUUGGGAUGUAUUCCUCAGACGAGUUGAUGCCAGGGUAUGUGGUGGUGUGGCCAGAUUGGCAUUCCCCAGAUGUGAGCCUUUCCCUGUCUGGAAGCCUUGGAAGCUGGUCCAAGGACGGCAACCUGGUGGUGACAUGGGAUCCAUUCAUCAGAGGAACAGGCCACAAAUCGGAAAAGGCAAGUGGUGCAUGUUUUGUGUGGGACAUUGUCGGAUUGAGGAACAGAGCGAUGAGUGUGGGUUCAGGCGAUGCGUUUGGAGCGCGAGGCAUCUACCUCACUCCCAGUGCCCUGACAUAUGAGGAAAUGAUCAAGGAGGAUGUGCCGGUCAAGAAAAGGGAAGAGACCUCAAGCAGUGAAGGCCUCAGAGAAAAUUUCCAUGGUCAUCCAGAGCUCAGCCCAAGAUUCAUUGCUGAUGAAGCAGUGUUUGAGAGUUUGUCAGACGUUCUAUGGGCCAGAUUUGUGUGGGCACCCAAGGGCGAACACAGGCUGGCGACCUGUGCCGUGGAAAUGGAUAUCCGAAUGCAAAUCUGGAAAGUCGAGAAGAAAACCCUUCAUCUUACACUGACGACUGGCAUUGAGCGUUCUGAAAGGCUGGAUGACUGGGCCAGAGACUUCAUCACAGGAAAUGAGACUGAGAGCGUAGCUGUGUCGCCGGACCAGUGCUGGCUCGGCUUGUAUGUGGAGAAGGAGAACAAGGGCUUUAUCUGGAAUGCAGUGGAGGGUGUGAGGUUGCUCAAUAUAUCUCUUCCUGAUGGCGACUUGAUCAAGAACUACAAUCUCAGCUUUGGAGGCCAUGGAUGCAGAAUGGCGAUGAUUGCAAAGGUCAACUUCCUCCUGUGGGACACUGGGGCUCUCAGUGGUGCAGACAGAGGAACUGGAAGACAGAUGUGUCACUACACACUACCGAUGGAAGCACAUGAUGGGUCACUGGUCAAAACGCUGAGCGGAAAAGACAGGCGUGGAGGUGGGGACAAUCAUCCAAUCGUUGAUUUGAAGUUUUCCUUCCUAGGAAACAAACUUGGGAUAUUCCGGAGGGCCUCUUCAGUCUUGCAUGUGCAAGACUUCGAGACGCAAGUCUUGCUCCAUCUCAAGGAAGACAAGAAAAACUCCUCCAACUUCCAGGCUUUCACCUUCUCACGCGAUGGCAGCAGGCUGGUGGGUGUGUUGGGUGAUGGAAGUGUGCAUUUGUGGAAUACUGCUGCUGUACUGGGGGUUUCUCCAGAAGAGGGUCUGCACUUUCAGUAUCCUGUGGCUCAACUAGGACGGCUGGAUGGCUAUUUUCACGGUGCCAGCGGAGUAGUGUUCUCCAGUGAUGAAACAGGCAAGGAAAUGGUAGUGGUGUGCGAUGAUGGUGGCACCCUUGUGUGGCUGGACACAGAACUCUGCGUGGAAGUGCACAGAUUGAAAGCAUUGAACAGCGCAGAGGGGGAUUUGCUUGCUGCUUGCCUGUUCAAGGCAGAUGGUUCAAGCGUCGCACUGCAUACAGACAGGGAUGCUGCUAUUGUCAUCGACAUUGUCAAGCGCAAGAUGAUUGGACGCAGUGAGUUUACACACCAUGUUCAAGAAGCACGCAGUUUUCCUGACAACAUUGCAGGCGAUUCGAGCCUGGCGGUGGCCGGCUGGGAUGACAUCACAAACAAGCCCAUCGUGUGCCGGCCUGGAGAGCAUCUUGAUCUGUCAAUGUCAGACAGUGUAUAUAUGAAUGUGGCCAUUUCAGAGGAUGGUGCAUGGCUUGUGAAAGAUGACAUCAGCAAUGCACCCAGCACUGCAAAGGACAAGGGAGCACUUUGUAUGCACAUUGUGUCAAGGUCCAAUGGAAGAGUGCUGGUGAUGCCUAUCAUAGCUGGGGCGCACACAAAGGAGCUUCGGACAGACCGUAUUCCAACCCCUGAAGUGCUGGCAAUAUCUCACAAUGGCCGUCGCAUCGCCUGUGCAGGGUCCGAUCAGGUUGUGGUGUGGACACCAUAUGCGACAAAGGGGUGUGUCCCAGACUACUGCACACUAGAUGCCAGCGGCAUCUUGAACAACAAGAGGGCGUUUGAGGCUAUCGUGAUGGAGCAUGGACCAGCUGUGAUGAACAGGGCAGAUGCGCAGGGGGUUCCAUUCAUCAUGAGUGCGAUUGACCAUGAGAAAGCCACUGCUCUCAAAGUUGUGCUGAAGUAUUGCCAGAGCACAAGGACUCGCCUGCUGUUUUUCACACACAGCCAGAAUCCGAUGAUGAAUCCGCGCCAAGGAAGGUGCAAGAAUGCAGUGGGGUUAGCCAUAGAACGGCGGUUGCCUGACACAGUGGUUCGGCUGAUUCGAGCGAUGUAUGACGGUGUGGUGUCCCGCAAUGUGAUGGCCAGCAUUUUCAAGGAGACACUAGUACCUCUGGGACGCCGCUACCCAUCUCUGUUCCUGGAGGCCAUCUCAGGGGGGCAUGGAGGCCAUGGGAUGCCUGUUACCAUCGGAAAGAUAAAUGUCCCUGAGAGGCUUCUGGGGGACCAUGGCUUUGUUGCUGAAACAUUCCCGAAGUUCCUUGACCUUGAUGUGCAGAAGUUGUGGAGCCGGACACUGCCAGUGAGCCGAAGGCGCUCGGAUGAAGUCAUGGUGCCAGCGCUGGCCCAAGCCUACCCAUACCCUGGCUGCUGCAAGGUGGGAAUGAAUGGCCUGCUGAGGCACCUGCUUGUGUCAAAAGGCAUUCCUGACCAGGCUUUCUCGACAUCCCUUGUGCAGAGCAUCAUCACAUUCAAGUGGCAGGCAUAUGCACACAAGAUGGUGGUCAAGGAGGCGAUCACCUACUGCAUCUUUGUCAUCCUCUUCACAGCAUAUGCGAUUGUGCUGGGCAAGGACCACGAUGGCAGUUCCUUGUUCGGUGGAAGCGACAACAGUGAUGAAGACAACGAUGAUGUCACAGAACUGAUCCUGUUGGCAAUCUGUGCCCUUUGUGCACUUUUCAAUCUGAAGGAGGAGUUCCACCAGCUGAGGACCUAUGUGAGGGAAGGACGAGAGCAUGGCUUCAAUGGCUUGGGUUGCUGGGCUUUGUCGAAGUGGAAUGCCCUAGAGAUUGGUUCAUCUAUCAUGGUUGCCUUCGUCCUUCCAGCUAUGCAACUUACAGCAAACACCGAAGAAAGGCAGCAGUGGCAGUCCGUGCUGGUAGCAAUGACAGCGAUCACUGUGUGGUGGAAACUUCUCUACUUCGCCACCCCCUUCAAAGCCACGGGACCUCUGGUCAUCGUGAUAUUUGAAGUCAUCAAGGACAUUUUCUUCUUUGUAUUCUUGCUGGUCGCCAUCAUGUUUGGUUUCUCUGUGGCAUUUUUCUUGGCCUUUCGACACGAUGUGGGUGAUGUCGAAAUGGCUGCAGAGGAACUUGAUGCAGAAACCCUAAAAGAGCUUCAAGAAGUGAGCGAUGCCUUUGGGCACUAUCAGAACGCUUUGUUUACAACCUUUGGAAUGAUGCUUGGGGACUUUGAGCUGGGCUUGUUUUAUGGGAAAGCACUCCGCAUUUUCCCAAGGCUGCUGUUUGUGCUGUACAUGGCAAUAAUGAUGAUUAUGAUGCUCAACCUUCUCAUCUCGCUGAUGGGGUUCUCUUUCGACAGAGUGAAGCAGAGUGAAGAAACCACGUUUUUGAAAGCCAGGGCGCUGGUCAUUGACGACAUGGAGAGCAUGGCAAACAGCGACACCAAGAGACUGAUUGAAUCAAAAAUCUCUGAGUUUCUCCACAUCAUCGUUCCACGACAUUCCUCACACACCGCGAAACAAGAGCAGCAGGAGCAGCAGGAGCUUCAAGAGAAGCUGGAGAAGCAACUUGAGCAAGCUGUCCGUGAGUACGGAAGCACGUUGAGGAACGAGCUGAUGGGCGAGCUGGGCAUGCUUGCUGCCAGGCAAAAGUCCAGUUUCGUUGGCCUCAAGGAGGCUGUGGAGGAACGGUUGGAAGACACCUCCAAUGCUCUCAUUGGUGAGAUGCGUCGGAUGCUGAGCCCCCGAGGGGGCUGA